Molecule: messenger RNA, 1391 nt
Organism: Colletotrichum navitas
Lineage: Eukaryota; Fungi; Ascomycota; Sordariomycetes; Glomerellales; Glomerellaceae
Product: proteasome A-type and B-type
Exons: 3
Coding region: 446-1183 (245 amino acids)
Biological process (GO): proteasome-mediated ubiquitin-dependent protein catabolic process
Cellular component (GO): proteasome core complex; nucleus; proteasome core complex, alpha-subunit complex
Source: RefSeq, a predicted model, not a curated record
AGCGUUUGGGGACGGCAGCCGCUACGUACUGGAGGGGAUAUCACGCGAGGAACCAAUCACAGAGCUUGAGAUGGGGGUGACAGGGGGGAGCACGGUUCGAAGCUGCUGUGGAAAGGUACCUUGCCCGUACCAGGCCCGGGCUUGUUUAGUGCUGGCUGCUGCUGUACCAAAGGGAAGCUUGCGGCUGCGUAGGCCGAGUGCUUGCCUAACCACCAUCAACCUGCCUUUUCAGCCUUCCGCCGUCACCGUUUGUUACCUGGACCUCCAAGCUCCCCUCCAUCCGUCCAUCCAUCCAUCCGCCACCACCGUCACAACCUCAGCAUCCCGCAUUCUCGAACUACGACAAACCUCAUUCGACGACUGCCGAAAGAUUUCACCUGGUCAAUUAGGCCCAGCCGCUUUCUCUCUAUUUCUGUAGCAGCUACGCACAUACAAUACCGCCAAGAUGUUUAUGGCAAGAUCUGAAUACGACCGAGGAAUCAACACCUUCUCCCCGGAAGGUCGCCUCUUCCAAGUCGAAUACUCUCUCGAGGCCAUCAAGCUCGGCUCCACGGCUAUCGGCGUUGCCACCUCCGAGGGCGUCGUUCUCGGCGUCGAGAAGCGCGUCACUUCGACCCUGCUCGAAACCUCGUCCGUCGAGAAGAUUGUCGAGAUCGACCGCCACAUCGGCUGCGCCAUGUCCGGCCUCCAGGCCGACGCCCGCUCCAUGGUUGAGCACGCCCGCGUCGAGUCCCAAUCCCACUCCUUCAACUAUAACGAGCCCCUCCGCGUUGAGUCGUGCACUCAGGCCAUCUGCGACCUUGCCCUGCGCUUCGGCGAGGGUGCCGAGGGCGAGGAGACCAUCAUGUCCCGGCCUUUUGGCGUCGCUCUCCUGAUCGCCGGAUACGACGAGGACGGCCCCCAGCUCUUCCACGCCGAGCCCAGUGGCACCUUUUACCGGUACGACGCCAAAGCCAUUGGUUCCGGUUCGGAGGGCGCGCAGGCCGAGCUGCAGAACGAGUACCACAAGUCACUGUCAAUCACGGACGCCGAAACGCUGGUGCUCAAGACGCUGAAGCAAGUGAUGGAGGAGAAGCUCGACUCGAAAAACGUCCAGCUGGCGAGCGUAACGAAGGAGAGGGGCUUCAGAAUAUACACGGACGAGGAGAUGGCCGCCGUGGUAGAGAGGCUCCCUGCGAACUAGAGGUACCCGCAGGUCGAGGAACAGCAUUGAGGGCGGGGUACGAUUAUACGAAAGUUUAGAGGGCUGAAAGAUGCGCCAAAAGGAGAGCAAGCGAAAGACACAUGGGAACUUUUUCUGCUCAGGCAAGAAAAGGAAAAAAAAAUAAAACACUACCCUUGCCCCUGUUUACGAACUCUGGUACCAGACGUAUAGACGAUUUCCACAGUGU